Molecule: messenger RNA, 2934 nt
Organism: Mollisia scopiformis
Lineage: Eukaryota; Fungi; Ascomycota; Leotiomycetes; Helotiales; Mollisiaceae
Exons: 12
Coding region: 1-2934 (977 amino acids)
Biological process (GO): phosphorylation; regulation of DNA-templated transcription; phosphorelay signal transduction system
Molecular function (GO): phosphorelay sensor kinase activity
Source: RefSeq, a predicted model, not a curated record
AUGGGUGAGCAUCGGCAUCAUCUGAAGAGGGCACGGGGUGGUGCACAAUCAGACCUCUAUUUAUCUACCAGAGACUCAUCGUCACCAAGUCCCUCAGAGACUGGGGAGUUUGGAGACUCCGAACAAAGCGACCUGCGAUCACUGGACCGCAUUGGCAUCACAGAGUUACUUGAAAAUGACAGUCGACCAACAUUCAUCAUAGACCUUGUUGCUUCUGAAAAGGAGAUUAAUGGACUCCUGAAGGUCACUUGGUCGAACAAGUCGUUGAAAUUCUUCGACGGCUUAAGGAGGGUCAUCAAUGCAGAAACUUACUAUCCUUCUCUUACCCCACCGCGCACACCCUCAGCUGCUUUAGCCGCAGCAGAGGCAGCGUUCAAGGAAUGGGCAACCAGCAUGCCUGACUUCGAUAAUGAACUUGACGGAUAUAUGCCUCGAUAUGAGUUUAAGAAUAUGUAUUGGACUUGCUGUACUCUUCGAAAACGAUGGAGAGUGAUCAGUGCCUCGCAGGUUCCAAGUCAGCGGAAGAAGAGCCACGGCACCCCUCGAUCAAGUCGCUCAAGUUCGAGAUCUGCGCCAGGCUCUAGUCGAAGCUUCAGCACUGAAAGAUCUAAUACUGACACCAUGACUUCGGAGGAGUCCGAACUCUACAAACAACUUGCUGACAGUGAGUCCAAAUUCAAAGUGAUGACGGAACUGAACCCUGUUGGGAUGUACUACCUAUCUCCAGAUGGGAAUAUUUUAUAUUGUAACGACAUGUGGUAUGAGAUCACCGGUCAUCCUCGAGGCUUGGAAGGAGAAAUGUCGUUCAUGAAUGUACUUUCCGAAAUUGACCAUCCAAUGAUGGCGGUGGAAUGGGAGAUAUUGACCACGACGAAAGCCAGACGUAACUUUGAGCUUCGCUUACGGAAGCCAUGGGUCGACGAGAUCACUAAAGAGGAGAAGCAGCGGUGGAUUCUUGCGUCCUGUGAUCAGGAGUUUGAUGAGGAUGGAAAACUCAAGACUAUCAUGGGCUGCAUAACCGAUAUCAGUAGGCAAAAGCACGCACAGGAAGAUGCUCUUCACAAAGCAGCUCUCAAGGAAGAGCUUGCCAGGACCACUGAAGAGGCGGCGCACCACGCGAAGAAUUUCCAACAAAUGGCAGAAUUGGCUCCUUGCAUGUUUACAUUUAAUAAUGAAGGCACCAUCACGUGGGCGAACCCUCUGUUCUACGAAAUGAUAGGCCACCCAAGGAACCUUGAAGAGAAUUCCCCAAUGUCCUUUCUUAACUGCGUGGAGCAGCAAGAUCGGCAAAAAUUUCAUGAGGCUUGGGAGAAGUUGACAGUCGCAAGAGAAGAAAUUAGCAUGGAACUGCGGCUGAAGAAGCCCUGGAUAGAAGACAAGGAAGGAGCAGUACGAGAUGCAAAAUGGAUCUUGUUCUUGGCUUUGCCUCAAGUCUCUGUCGACGGAACUUUGACAAAAGUUUUCGGAUGUACGACAGAUAUCUCAGGCUUCAAGCUUGCUGAGCGAAUUCAGAUGGAAAGUCGUUUGAAGGCAGAAGAAGCAAAAAAGCAACAAGAGACUUUCAUAGACAUGACUUCUCACGAAAUGCGGAAUCCUCUGAGCGCGAUCAUGCUGUGUGCUGAUGGUGUUGCCAAUUCGGUCAUCGACUAUCAAAGCACCAAAGAUCAGACUAUCGACAUGCUGCAAGAUCUCCUAGAGAACAACCUCGAUGCAGCACAGACCAUUGUUCUGUGCGCUCAGCAUCAGAAACGAAUCAUUGACGACGUUCUAACACUUUCCAAGUUGAAUUCAACCAUGUUGCAUGUUACCCCGGUCCAAGUCCAAGUCGAAUCUACAGUGAGGAGAACCUUGAAAAUGUUUGAGAGCGAAUUACAAGCACAUGAGAUUAGUAUAGACUUUACAGUAGAGUCCUCAUAUCAGCAAGAAGGUAUAGAUUGGGUCCUAUGUGAUCCUGUACGACUAACGCAGAUUUUCAUUAAUCUUCUCACGAAUGCCAUCAAGUUCACUAGGACAGAAUCCAAACGCGAAAUUUCUGUCCAUCUCGCAACCUCAAUCUUGACCCCACCAAGCGAAAUAGCAACAGAGAUUCAGUGGUUUCCAUCCAAGGCUUCUAAUGAUAUUCAAGACUUGACUCUCGCUCCUGAUUGGGGUACGGGGCAACAAGUAUACCUGUACUUCGCUGUGACAGACACAGGGAGGGGUCUUUCAGAAGAUGAGAAGACACGACUAUUUCACAGAUUCAGCCAAGCAAGCCCUAAGACUCAUGUUCAAUACGGAGGCUCUGGGCUAGGCCUCUUCAUAUCAAGAGAACUCACAGAGCUACAAGGAGGAGAAAUCGGGGUAGCAUCUCGUGAGGGAAUAGGAAGCACCUUCGCAUUCUAUAUCAAAGCUCGAAAAGCCACAGGAGUCCUAGUAGAAGCACCCAUCGGAAUCUCCUACUCACGAUUACCAACCUCCUCGAACACCGAAUCCAACGGCACCCCGCGACCAACACGACUGAAAUCCGACUAUCACAUCCUUCUCGUCGAAGACAAUCUCAUCAACCAAAAAGUGCUCAGCAAACAGCUCCGUAGCACAGGCUCAAUCGUCCACGUCGCAAACCACGGCGUCGAAGCCCUAGACUUCCUUUCCAAAACGAUCAAAUGGAAAGACACUCUACCUUCUUCUCAGAGCAAGAAAAUGGACCUCUCGCUCAUACUGAUGGAUCUCGAGAUGCCCGUUAUGGAUGGGCUGGCCUGCACCCGACGAAUUCGGGACUUGGAACGAGAAGGGAAGAUUAUUGGGCAUGUGCCUAUUAUUGCCGUGACGGCCAACACGAGGUUGGAGCAGAUGGAAACGGCGAUCGAGGCUGGGAUGGAUGAUAUUGUGGGUAAACCGUUUCAGAUCCCGGAACUUAUGCAGAAGAUGGAUCAAUUGAUGUGGAAGGGACAUUGA